This is a messenger RNA of Alosa alosa (allis shad), 918 nucleotides long. RefSeq names its product trace amine-associated receptor 13c-like. The transcript has a single exon. The coding region runs from base 82 to 918 and encodes 278 amino acids. Gene Ontology annotation, molecular function: trace-amine receptor activity. Gene Ontology annotation, cellular component: membrane. Gene Ontology annotation, biological process: G protein-coupled receptor signaling pathway. Lineage: Eukaryota; Metazoa; Chordata; Actinopteri; Clupeiformes; Clupeidae. The record is from RefSeq and is a predicted model, not a curated record.
CCAGCAUAUGUGGCUGUGUAUGUGUCUGCAAUACUUGUUGUUAUAAUAACUGUUUGUGGCAAUCUGCUUGUCAUUACAUCGAUGUGUCACUUCAAACAAAUGCACACACCAACUAAUGUGCUUCUCCUCUCUUUAGCUGUGUCAGAUAUUUUUGUAGGAAUAUUUCUGAUGCCACUGCAAUUCAUCUGGCUGAUAGAGUCAUGCUGGCUUUUUGGGACAACCAUUUGUGCUUUUGUCAAUUUCAUGUCAUUCUAUUUGGUAUGUGCGUCUGUUCAUAAUGUGGCUCUCAUUGCAGUGGACCGAUACCUGGCUCUGAGCAAUCCCUUUUUCUAUUCAACGAAAAUCACCGUGAACCUCAUUAUCUUUGUAGUAUCUCUGAACUGGAUGUUUUCUCUGGGGUACAACGUUGCUCUUCUGUACUGCAAUGGUUUCUUCACUCAUGCUCUAACACUGUGCCCAAGCGAGUGCCCCAUUAUUGUGAAUAAGAUAUGGUCCUUUGUGGAUCUUGUGGUUGUGUUUGUAUUGCCAUGCUUCAUUAUGUUAGUACUGUACCUCAAAGUCUUUGCCAUUGCCAAGAGACAUGUCAAUGCCAUCACCAGGGUGGCUAAUAGCAAUCCAGAUUCCAAGAGUGAUGUGCCCAAACGAUCUGAGAGAAAAGCUGCAAAAGUGCUUGGUAUACUGGUGUCUGUCUUUUUGUUAUGCUUGGUGCCCUAUUAUAUAUGCAGCUUUAUGGUUGAGAGUAUCCAAAGACAGAUUUUUAAUGAUUUGUUAAAAUAUAUGACAACACUAUUUUACUUUAAUUCUUUAUUCAAUCCAAUUAUUUAUGCUUUGUUCUACCCGUGGUUUCAAAAGAGCAUGAUAAUAAUUGUAAGGUGUCGUAUAUGUAGCCCCGAGUCUUCUCUCAUGCAGGUGAAGUGA